AUGGCGGCGGCGGCGGCGGCGGCCGCGAAGCCCGCCGAGCUGCUGGGCGUGUGCUCGAGCUACCAGGCGGUGAUGCCGCCCUUCGUGUGCCUGGCCGAGGAGCUCCCCGCGCCCGCCCGGCCCGCCCGGCUGCCCCCGGGCAAGGCGCGCCGGCCCCGCCAGUCCCGCUUCAAGACGCAGCCGGUGACCUUCGACGAGAUCCAGGAGGUGGUGGAGGAGGAGGGCGUCUCGCCCGUGGAGGAGGAGAAGGCCAAGCGGUCCUUCCUGCAGUCCCUCGAGUGCCUCCGCAGGAGCGCCCACAACCUCAGCCUGCAGCGGGACCAGCUCCGCAGCAGCUGCGGCCGCCUGAGGAACAGCCUGGACUCCAGCGACUCCGACUCGGCCCUCUGA
This is a messenger RNA of Euleptes europaea (tarantolino), 390 nucleotides long. RefSeq names its product chromosome 6 C11orf96 homolog (gene C6H11orf96). The coding region runs from base 1 to 390 and encodes 129 amino acids. Lineage: Eukaryota; Metazoa; Chordata; Lepidosauria; Squamata; Sphaerodactylidae. The record is from RefSeq and is a predicted model, not a curated record. The transcript has a single exon.